This is a messenger RNA of Cladocopium goreaui, 3204 nucleotides long. Lineage: Eukaryota; Dinophyceae; Suessiales; Symbiodiniaceae. The record is from the annotation of a GenBank genome assembly.
AUGAGGAGGAUGGAAAGGACAUCGCCAAAUACGUGGCCAACAAAAAUCUCGGAGAAGUGUGAGCAGCUAAAGCAGGAAGAGGCACAUCACACUGACCAGGCCAAUGCUUCAGCAUUUCGCAACUUGAAGGAUAAAUUGAAGGAGUCGAAGUUGUGCUCUGAGAAUGGAGACAAUGUUAUUUCAUCAUUGUCUGAAAAUGUGAAGAAUCCGGCAAUCGCCAAAUGGAUUUGCACUCAGGGCUUUGAACUGGCAGAGAUCAAAGUCGAUGAAUCCGCCUGCCACGAGACCAGUGAGCUCCUCCUGGGUGGCUUGCAAGAGCUGUCCAGGUCUGGGGAACCAACGGUGCAAGCGGCAAAGCUGGGGCUGUACUUGGUGAGAGCUGCAGUGAUUUUGGCCCCUCUACCUGGGCCCUUGGGUUGGAUUCUGGAUAAGGCCACUGAGAAACUCCUGAAACAACUCACCAAAGAUGCGGAAGAAGCAUUGGACAACUUGGAGAAGCUACUUCAGAGGCUCGAACAGAAGAUGUGGGACAUCAGCCGCAAAGUCGUGGCGGAGGAAUUUCUGCGUGUUGGUGGAGAACAAGUGAAAGUGGCUGAAGAUCAAGUGAAAGAUAUCGAGUCUAUAGAAGAAGAUGACCUGUGGCGUGAUUUGAUGAUCGAUUCCGUCGAUUCCUCUUCUGGUCAAGUGCAAAAGAUCAUGGACGCAGCCGAAAAGGCCACCAGUUUCAACCGCUGGGCUGCCAUUGAGCAAAGCUUAGCCACAAGCCUUGCCAUUUUGCGACCUCCUGAUUUCAUGGACACUUCUGACGAGAUGGAACCUUUCAUCAGAGUCAUGAAGAUUCAUUUCAUGAUCGAGCUCACAGUUCUUUCGCAUAUGUUUAAAGUGGUGAAAAAUACGAGCGGAAAGAGCUUCAAAAAAAUGGUCGUGGCCAAAGCACAUCGUGCUGCCCUGGCUGUUUUUCCAUACUUGUUUAUCAUUGGUGGUGACCAAGCUCUACUGGAAACCUUGAAAUCGCCUUUGCUGCAACCAGAUCCAGUGGAGAAUCCAGAAAGAAACCCUUGUAAGGAAACCGGUCACUCACUGGUCUGCGUGUGGUUGGAAUUGCUGAGCCAUUCAUCAAAGCGAGAUGCCCAAACUUUCAAAAGGCCUCAGGUGUUUUGCAAGAGGGAGCGUCUCAGUGACAGCAAGUACUACCAGCAGACACAGACGUUUGAUUUUGGCACUCAUGAUGGCGAAGGUGAAGGAUUCGGAGUCUUCAUCCAUUAUGUGAACAAUACAGAGGAGCUUUUGAACUUCAAAUGUUCCAGGGAUGAGCAAUACAUUUCUCAAUUUCAGGAGAUUCGUGACGAGAGCAAGUAUUGGGGAAAAGACACAGUAGCAGGAAAAUGUACGAAACUGGAGAAAGGGAGGGUGAAACGUCAUUUGAAAGUCACAUUCAGUGGCAGUUUGUGUUCAAAUAAGUUGACCUAUGGUGAUGUCUCAGUGGGUGAGCUCGUGUCAGUGAAAUUUGAAGAAGAAACCCACGAGCAGGUGCUGAAGUCCAAGUUCUUGGAUGAUUUGGGGCAUUGGAAAGUUGAAACCACAUCAAGUGAUUACACGGACAAAGCUAUUUGGAAGAUGAGGCAAGACGCCAUGACCUUGGAAGCUGGAGCAUCACCAGGUCACGCCAGGUCUUCCUACACCCUUUUUGAGGACUUCAAGACCCAGGAAGAGGCCCUUUCUCGGCUGAAGUCCGACAAGGCAGUGGCAACUGGCUACGAUCAUGAGGAAAUUGCAACGCUCAUCAAGAAAGGCUGGUGGUCGCUCUCUCGAGAACUAGUCUUGGCAUCCCAUGGCAUUGCUAGUUUUGGAUCCUUGGAAAAGGUCGUCCGCAGAGAGGUCACUCAGAUAAAGCAGAACGCAGAUGACUUGCUUCUUGCACUCAGCCCGCAGGACGAGAGUCGAAUUGGAGUGGUCCGGUGUGCAACCCAAUGGGCGCAGAAUAGCUCGGCCAUUUUUCUGAGCAUCAAAUUUGCGCAUCGUUGGUCAUCACCGGGUGCAUUGAAGGUUCAAGAUGAGAAGAUCGAGGUUUCUCCUUGUUGCUUCAAUUUCUCCGCGUCGGGCGACCAUUCGCAGCUUAGAAAACGAUAUGCGUUGGACUUCCACUUCUUUGGGGAAGUUGACCCGGAGCGGUGGUCGUGGCAAUUGGCCUCUGCUGGUCGGAUGACUGCAGAGAUUCGAAAACGUGAAAGCCACAACUGGCCGCGACUUCUUGAAUCCAAAAGCAAGCCUGGAAAUUUGCAAGUAUGGGACUCCAUGCAGGACAGGUGGAAGAGCGAGUUGAAGGAGUUUGACAAGCAAAGAAAGGCCAAAGAUGCUGACAGCAAUGAAGGACUGGAAGCAGCUGAGGAAGAGCAGCAUUCCAGCGGAAGGCGGAAAUGCGUGGACAGCCGUGCCUCGCCCUUCUCGAGUGCUGGCCACAUUGCUCGGUUGUGUGAAUCGUACUGGCCACCAAGGAUGGAUACCCAAAAACAAGGGAAAUCUGCAACGUGGCUGGUGCUUUUCCACUCCCCGCAAGACAUGAAGUGCUACGACCGUGGAGAUGAAUGUCAAAAGGUUCGAGAUCGCUGGGAAGCUGUAGGUCGCAAGGUCGAGCAAGUCAGCGAGGCGUUGGUUGGAGCUGUCGACUGUGACCGGCAUGCCGAUCUUUGCAAACGCGAAAAGGUGGGAGACUAUGUCAUGGCAAGGAGGGGAUCUGAAGAACGGGAUAUCCGCAAAGACAAACUCUGCGAUGAGAGCCUCGGAAGAAAAGAGUUGACGAGUCUGGAGUUGCGGUCUGCCCUGAUGGCGAUUCGCAGAGCCUUUCUGGUCAUGACAUUGAUGCAGUCUGGCUACUGCCUUCGAGCAGAUCAUGCGCAUGAAGUGCACAAUGCAGACCUCAGCGCAGAUCUCUUGGAAUCUGAUUCCAACGUGACUUUUGGAAAAAAAUGCUGCUGCUACAGGCCUGUUGGGGACAAGGUCUACGAAAAUCCCUGGGGCAGCAGUUGUCCUGUAAGGCCCUCGCGUGGGUGUACCUAUCCCCAGAAGGCUUCACCCUGCAAAGUUGGCCCGAACAAGUACGACGUGUACUGCGAGUGGUAUUAUGCGCUUGGUUGCGGCGGCCCACGACGUCCGGAGAACAUCAUGUGGAACAAACCAUGGCAGAGAAAAUAUGACAACAUGUGA